Messenger RNA from Rangifer tarandus platyrhynchus (Svalbard reindeer), 610 nucleotides. NCBI's taxonomy places the organism in Eukaryota, Metazoa, Chordata, Mammalia, Artiodactyla, Cervidae. The record is from the annotation of a GenBank genome assembly.
GCUGUCAGAAGCCCUUUCUCAGCAGAGGGAGCGACCCUCUGGCAUCAAGCCCGCGCCCCCUCAGCGCUUCUGGGCUCCUGACAGCCGCGGGCGGGCCAGAGCAUCCGCGGGAUCAGGCCGGCCCCCGAAGCGCUGGCCCAUGAGGCCGACGAGGAAGGACUCACCUCAUGUCUCGUGUGGACCUCAGGUCUCAGCUCAGGGCCAGGAAGCGGGCGUGUGGCGGGUCCCCCAUCUCCUGCAAGGCGAGCAAGGAGGGCUCCUGCAGGAGCUGGGGCACCCGCAGGAGGGGCGGCUGCCCCCCACUCCCUGCUGGAUGUCAGCCGAACCCAGCCUGGCCGCCGGCACAGCACAGAGGGGAGGGUCCACCCGGCACGGCUGUGUUCCCGCAGGGCAGGGACAGCGAGACGAAGGCCAGGGCGUCUGCUCCAGUCCUGGAAAUCCUGACUGUGCGAGGAGGCUGGAGCACCCCGACCCCUCCCCGACUCCCGCAGCCUUCAAGGCUUCGAGCAAAAGGCCACACGGCAGGCUCAGCCGCGUAGAACCACGUCCCGCCGCUUGCUCUUUGAUCCCCCGUCACCCGGAGGAGCAAGAAGAGAACAGGAGGCCGUGA